Messenger RNA from Syngnathus typhle (broad-nosed pipefish), 4099 nucleotides. RefSeq names its product transmembrane protein 121. NCBI's taxonomy places the organism in Eukaryota, Metazoa, Chordata, Actinopteri, Syngnathiformes, Syngnathidae. The coding region runs from base 820 to 1770 and encodes 316 amino acids. The record is from RefSeq and is a predicted model, not a curated record. The transcript has a single exon.
GACUAGGUAAGAAAGACGAGACAUUACUUCUCUUGGCUUCAUUUAUGCUGGAUGGUGGCGAGGAGAACUCCUUGACAGAAAAGGCAAUUUUCAAAUCCUGAUUUACUGCAAUGCUUUUUGCACUCAGAAUAACUUUCUGGGCUUUUGCACGCUCCACGAGCACAACAUAUAAAUAACCUCCGUUCUCCUCAGUGGCUGAGAUUGAAACCAUUAAGAUGCCUUCUGCUGAUGCAGUCUGAACUGUAAGUGGAUUACAACGGCAAUAUUUUGGGACUGCUCUUUGAAAAAAAAGUGGUGGAUUUACAUUGUCAGAGUGGAAGAGGAUCCUGUGCCGCUUUGUCUUUCUUUUCCUGUGGAUUACAGAUGGGCUUUGGGAUCUUGCCGCACAGUCUCAUGGAUGACUGUGCACCAGUCAUUAGGAUAAAGUACAAAGGGGACUCAAGUGAGGACUGAGAUGAAUCUUUAUCCCUGAAGAUUGGGCAAACGCAGAUGUUGAAAGUGAAUCCGCAAUUUAAUGGUUUGUUCCUAAUAAUAGGACAUGAAAGUCAUUUGUUCAAGUGUUGCAUUGCAUUUAAAGAGAGCUUCUCGUUGGACAGACAUGCUGACGUUGUUGGCACACUAGUUGAGUGCCAUUCACUAAAUGAAGGGUUCUGUCUACAUGGCAGGUGGCUUGGACACAAGCAAAGAGUGACUGCGUUGAUUUGUGUCGUUUCUAUUUCCUGGUGAACGGAGCAGAAGUCACUUUGCGGGAACACCGUAGAUUCAUUUGCAUCUUGACUGGACAAACCGAGGACUCCUCCUCUUCUCAACUGCGCAAGGAUGGUACCACCACCUCCCACCAACAAGCCACACGUGUGCCUGUCCACCAUCCUCAUCAUGAGCAGCAUGGCGCUGAUUGACGCCUACCUGGUGGAGCAGAACCAGGGCCCACGCAAGAUUGGCAUCUGCAUCAUGGUGAUGGUGGGAGACAUCUGCUUUCUGAUUGUCCUGCGCUACGUGGCCGUGUGGGUGGGGGCUGAGGUGCGCACGGCCAAGAGGGGGUACGCCAUGAUCCUCUGGUUCCUCUACAUCUUUGUGCUGGAGAUCAAGGUCUACUUUGUGUAUCAGAACUAUAAGGCCGAUAGGAAGAGCCUCGACGCUCUUGCCAGGAAGGCACUAACACUGCUGCUCUCCAUCUGCAUUCCAGUGCUCUUUGUGGUGCUGGUGGCUAUUGACCACAUGGAGUAUGUGCGUGCCUUCAAGAAACGAGAGGAGAUCCGCAAUCGUCUCUUCUGGGUGGUGGUGGACUUGCUUGAUAUUCUGGACAUUCAGGCCAACCUGUGGGAGCCCCAGAAGAAGGGCCUCCCUCUGUGGGCGGAGGGCUUAAUGUUUUUUUACUGCUACAUCCUCCUCCUUGUCCUACCCUGUGUGUCUUUGAGUGAGAUCAGCAUGCAAGGUAUCAACAUUGUGCCCCAUAAAAUGCUUCUUUACCCAAUCCUCAGCCUGGUGACUAUAAACUUCAUCACGCUCUUUAUUCGUGGUGGCAACAUGAUUUUGUACAGGGAUGCACGGGUGUCGGGGAUCUUAAUAGGAAAGAACAUACUGGCUAUUAUCAUAAAGACCUGCAGCUUUGUCCAGUACAGGAGACAGUUGCAGAGUGCCCCUCCUGCUUUUGGGGUUGAGCUGCAGAAAAACUCACUGGCCCAUGCCCGCCCUUCCCCCACCCCUCCCCAAGCAGUUAUCCAGGACCAGACACCCCUGCCCGAGGUGACAACAUGCGAGCACACGUGACAAAAAUGCUUUGCGGGACCCUCAAGGUGCUGGCAGGGCACAACGUUUUACACUUUUUCGUUCAUGUGCACAAUCAUCGGAAGAAAAAACAAAAAAAAAAUGGAUGCACACGCAAGAUGUUUAGCCAGCAUCUCCAGUUCUGUCAUGUUGCAAUUUACAUCUUGUGGUUUUGUUGAAGCGCUUUCGUCCUGCGAAUUCAAUUGAUUGUGUAGCUUUCAAAAUGUAGAGGAAAAAGUGGAAGACAAGAGUAUAUUUUUGAAUUGGCUGUCGCAUUGUAAUGUGUGAUGUGGUGUGUAUUUGUUUUGCUUGAGUCUUUUUAGUAGUUCAGGGCUUUAUAACUGGAGCAAAUGAGAAAAUCCAAGUAAUGUGAAUAUAACUGUUCAAAUGAUGAGAAAAGUGUCUUUUCUAUGUGACUUUUUGAUAAAGUACUGCCCUUCUAUGAGAACAGGGUUUGCAUCAUGUCAUUUCAAAGUCAUCGGAGCAGUUAAGUAAGUAUGUGUUAUGUUUUUAAGUCAAAUUCAGCAGGUCUUUAAUUAACCUGUGUUGCAAAAAUAAAAUAGACAAUGAUUUUUCCACUCAUUGCUGAAGUGGUGAUUUCGCAGUGUCAUUCCUCCCAUGAGGAUUAUUGUCUGGUUCCAGUCGUCAGUCGUUUUGAGUGGGUGCACUGAGAACUGCAUCCGCAGCUAAAAGUAUAUCACUUGAUUUACAGUGGUUCCAAACACGUGACGAAUACAUAAAAAAAAGAAUACUGCAUAUCCCAAGAUGUGUACUACUUAAUGGAAGGUAUAAUAAUUUAAUGUUUGUUAUUUUCAAGGGGAAAAUAUUUACCAUAUAAAAUAGGACAAAUCACUGGUCAACCACUAUUCGACAAUAAGAGGCUCUUUUGUAUAGUGCAUAGGCUAGGUCGGGAGUGUCAAACUUAUUUUUGUUGUGGGCAUCGUCUGCCUCAAAGGGCCAUUCAAAUUAUCAACCCGAAAAAAUGUAUGAACGUCUCAUAUUGUUAUAUAUUAUAUAGUAUAGGCUACACAACAAACUGAUGAAUAGCUAAUUUUCAAAACAGAGACGAAUAAAAACUGUUCAGAUAUUUAAAAAUGAAAUAUUUAAAUCAAAUCAAAUAUCUAAAAAUAAAAGUUAUUAAAAAAAGAAUGGCAAUGAAGGUUGACAACAAUAUCUCUAUUUUUUAAAAAUGGAAACAAUUUGAAAUUUGUCUUCGCGGGCCACCUAAAAUGAUGUGGCGGGCCAUAUCUGUCUCCCGGGCCUUGGCUUUGACACCACCCGUGGGCUGGAUGAAGAAACUGGACCAUUCACAACAAACAGCACGGGGAGGUCAAUUAUAAAGUAGCUAAUUGGGAAGCUGAACUAGAUUUCAAGACAGGCUUCUCAAUACAAGGCACUCUUUUCAUCUUUAAGCCUCUCCAACUACUUGCUGCUUACAUUAUGCAAAGUACACUGGUUUCCCUGUGAGCUCCGAGUUCAAUAUUUGAGCCAAUGAGAACAACAGUGGCAUAGUUCAGUUUUGGUCAUUUUUAAGUUAAAUGAAAAAAUGAACAACUAAAAGGCAUAUCUUUCUUAUCGAUAUUGGUUUAAUUAAAUGUUUUUACACAUUUUAUACAGUCCAUUAUUCCAUUUAUUCAUCUUAGGUGCCAGUGCAUCUGAAUGAUAGUGAAGGUUAAUGUUAUUUAUCACUUUUCACUUCAAAUUGUGCCUCAUGAGAGAAGAAACAAUUUUCCGUGGUUAAAGUAACAGGUUGUUGCAAAUACAGGAGGUAAAUACAAGGGAACAUGUUCAGUCUUUAGUAUGAAUAAACUUGAUUUAACCUGAUAUCACUGCAUCUUACAGUGUGUGAAUUAAAAAAAAAGGUAUUCAAAUAAUUCCCCAAGUAAUCAUCACUAAAAAACAUUUAUUUAUCAUGUGACAUUUACUACAUGUUGAGCAAUUAACCUACAUUGAUAUCAAAAGACUACAGUGGUUUCAAAAAAUUCAGACCAUAGCCACAGAAUCUGAAAGAACAUUAAUAAUAAUACUAAUAAUUCAUUAAAUUUGUAUAGCGCUUUUCAAAAACCCAAAGACGCUUACAGGGAACAAGGCAAAAACAUACAUGAGGGGAGGGGGACGGGGAAGAAACAAUCGGAUAAAAUUAAGAAGAGGAAACCAGUUAUGGGUAGGGGAGGUCAUGAGCUUGGGAGAAGAGGUAAGUUUUUAGACGGAUGAGCCCAGAUUUAGCUUUGCUGAGUUCUGUGUUUUUAUUGAGUUACUAAUACAUGAGCACUACAUUAUGAUGACACAUCACUGCAAAUGCAGCAAAUCUCUCACCGAAGAACAAAUCAAU